GCAUCCAUCUGAUUCAUUUCAUUUCUCCUUCCCUUCAUUCGGUUUGGGUACGGGGUUGUUUCAUGACUUUCAAUUGCCAUUUUGUAUCAUAUCACCUUUGAUUCUUUCUCUUCUUUUUACUUUUAUUUUCCCUCUCUCCCUCACACCUACGGUUUCGUCCUUUCCGCUGGUCGAAGUCGGAAAGCUGUCGAAUGACAGCUUAGGUUAUAGAUCUUAUCUUUUCUAUAUAAAUUUCUUUGGUUCUUGUUGAUCCACUCCAUCCGUCAGAAUGGCGCAGUCCAAUGGCCAGCAGGAGAUCUCGAAAGAGUCUCCGGAGCAGCUCACCAAUGGAAACCAUGAGGCUGGUGCUCAGGAGGAGGAGAACAACGGUGGCCUUUUCCAGGUCACCGUUAAGCUUCCCCACGAGCCCUACAAGAUUCAGGUGAUGGUCUCCAGCCAGGAACAGGUCCAGGAUGUCCGGCAAUCCAUUGUCGAGCUUCCCAGCACCUUCCAGUACACCUGUUUCCACCUCGAGUUCAACGGGGAACGCAUCAAUGACUUCUUCGAAUUGUCCGAGGUCCCCGACCUGAAGGCCGACUCCGAAAUCGUUUUGGUCGAGGACGCCUACACCGAGAAGGAGGCCCGCAUGCACGUCGUGCGCAUGCGGGAACUGGUCGGUGCCGCCGGUGAUCGCGUGGACAACCUGCAGGGUGUCGAGGCCGGUUUGUCGCUACACGACUCCAUCGCCGCCGAUGCCGCCUCCGAGAAACCGGAUGCCCAGAAGGAGCACGCCCUCUCCAAGUACGAGAUCGCCGGCACCUCGGCACUCAAGACCAUCCUGCCCCGGGCCGAAGCUCCCCUCCCCAAGACCAUCAAGGGUAUCUCGCUCUCGGCCUGGAACCCGGUUCCGUAUCAUCUGCGCCAGAAGGGCCACUUGCUCUACCUGCAGGUGACCACCAACGAGGGUGAGCAAUUCCAGAUCACCGCCCACGUGUCUGGGUUCUUCGUGAACAAGUGCUCGAACGCCAAGUUCGAUCCGUUCCCCAAGGCCAUCCCCAAUAAGAAGGGCAGCGCCCACUCCCUGCUGACCCUGAUCUCGCACCUGUCGCCGUCGUUCAACUCCGCCUUCGAGGCCCUCCAGGAGUACAACAACCAGAAAGAUCUCCUGACCACCUUCCCCUUCCAAAACGCCAUCCCCCACAGCCCCUGGAACUACCUCAUCUCCGGUGUGGACAACGCCGAGACCCUGCGGGACUGGAACGAGGAGUUCCAAACCACCCGUGAGCUGCCCCGCGAUACCGUGCAGGACCGCGUCUUCCGCGAGCGCCUCACGUCGAAGCUGUUUGCCGAUUACAAUGAGGCGGCGGCUCGGGGCGCCGUCCUGGUUGCCAAGGGUGAGGUCGCUCCCCUGAACCCCACCGAGGGUCGGGAUGCCCAGAUCUUCGUGUACAACAACAUCUUCUACUCGUUCGGUGCCGACGGUGUCGGGACCUUCGCCUCCGAGGGCGGUGAUGAGGCCGCCCGCGUGGCGGUGGGCAAGGACGUCCUGGGUAUCAAGGCGGUCAACCAGCUCGACAUUGACGGUCUCUUCACCCCCGGAACCGUCGUGGUCGAUUAUAUGGGCAAGCGUAUUGUCGGUCAGAGCAUCGUUCCCGGUAUCUUCAAGCAGCGCGAGCCCGGUGAGCACCAGAUCGAUUACGGUGGAGUCGAGGGCAAGGAUGUCGUCGCGACCCACCCUGACUUCGUUCCCGUCUUCGAGAAGCUGUCCAAGGCGCUCCGCAUCAAGAACCACCCCGUCUGGGACAAGGAUGGCCAGCGCCACGACUUGGAAGGCAGUGUCGAAACCAAGGGUCUCCUUGGCACCGACGGCCGGAAGUACGUGCUCGACCUCUACCGGGUGACUCCUCUGGAUGUCGCCUGGCAGGAGGAGCAGGCCAACACCGACUAUCCUCAUCGGAUGUCGGUCUUGCGGUUGGAGCUGAUCGAGUCCUACUGGAGACACAACAUGAGCCAGUACGUGAAGGGUGAGGUCGAGCGCCGCCGCGCCGCCAAGGCUGAGCAAGACGCUAAGAAUACUUCCGAAUCCGAAUCGAAGGAGCAGGGCUCCGAGGAGAAGAGCGAGGAGGAGCUGAACCAGGAGCGCGUUGACAUCUCCGGCUUCUCCCUCACUCUGAACCCCGACGUCUGCAGCGGCCAGGUCCCCCAGACGGCUGAAGAGAAGGAGGCGUGGGCCAGCGACGAGAAGGAGGUCCGUCAGACCUGCGACUUCCUCCGGACCAAGGUCAUGCCCGAGCUCGUCCAGGACCUGCACGAUGGGGACGUCGGCUUCCCGAUGGACGGCCGGUCUCUCAGCCAGCUUCUGCACAAGCGCGGUAUCAACAUCCGCUAUCUGGGCAAGCUGGCCCAGAUGUCCCAGGAGAAGGGCUCUCGCCUUGAUGCUCUGUCGACUCUCUUGGUGCAGGAGAUGAUCGCGCGUGCGUUCAAGCACACCGCCAACCAGUACCUGCGCAACGUCGCUGCUCCCUUCACCGGAUCCUGUCUCGCCCACCUGCUGAACUGCCUGCUGGGUGCGGAUGUGAACCCGGCUCCCCGCGCCGAGGUCGACGAGUCCCUGCGCGAGAUCUACCCCGAGUCUGACUUCUCCUUCGAGAAGGUCAGCCCGCAGACCCUGCGUGAGGAGAUCGAGAAGCAGGUCACCCUUCGAUAUGCCUUCACCCUGGAGGCGGGCUGGUUCAACGCCCUGCGCCACCUGCAGCUGCUCCGUGACGUCUCCCUCAAGCUUGGUAUCCAGCUCGGCGCCCGUGAUUUCGCUUUCGCCAAGUCCCAGGUGCCCGCCAAGGCGCCCGCCGCCAAUGGCAACGGACCUGAGGAGGCCCCCAAGAAGAACAAGAAGAAGAAGGGCGGUGAGACGAAAGCCCCGGCCCGCGUCGUCGUGGAGGACAAGACCGCUGUGUCGAUCGUCCCCGACGACAUCAUCAACGUUGUGCCUCUCGUGAGGGAUGCCUCGCCUCGGAGCUCGCUGGCCGAGGAAGCCCUGGAGGCUGGUCGUAUCUCGCUCAUGCAGAACCAGAAGGAGCUGGGCCAGGAGCUGAUCCUGGAGUCUCUGUCUCUGCACGAACAGAUUUACGGCAUUCUGCACCCCGAGGUUGCCAAGCUCUACCACCAGCUGUCCAUGCUCUACUACCAGACCGACGAGAAGGAGGCUGCCGUGGAGCUGGCCCGCAAGGCCGUCAUCGUCACCGAGCGUACUCUGGGUGUGGACUCGGCCGACACCAUCCUGAGCUACCUCAACCUCAGUCUGUUCGAGCACGCCUCGGGCAACACCAAGAUCGCCCUGGCUUACAUCAAGCACGCCAUGGAUCUGUGGAAGAUCAUCUACGGCGCCAAUCACCCCGACUCGAUCACGACCAUGAACAACGCCGCUGUCAUGCUGCAGCAUCUGAAGCAGUACAAGGACUCUCGGAAGUGGUUCGAGGCGUCCCUGUCGGUGUGCGAGUCGCUCUUCGGCGAGCAGUCCAUCAACACUGCCACGAUCCUGUUCCAGCUGGCCCAGGCGCUGGCGCUCGACCAGGACUCGAAGGCCGCGGUCGGCAAGAUGCGUGAUGCCUACAACAUCUUCCUCAGCCAGCUGGGUCCCGAGGACCGCAACACCAAGGAGGCCGAGACGUGGCUCGAGCAGCUCACGCAGAACGCGGUCUCCAUUGCGAAGCACGCCAAGGACAUCCAAGCCCGCCGACUGCGUCGGAUCAACAUGGGCAGCAGCAUCCUUGGCAGCACCAAGGUCCAGCCCCAGGUCGGCCAGUCCGCACCUGAGGCGUCCGGCGCGGCUGGCACCGGCUUGGACGCUCGGAACAUCGACGAGCUGCUCAAGUUCAUCGAGGGUGGUGAAGCCAGCGCCUCUCGCCCCAAGAAGAAGCGCAGCGCCACCGCCAACCCCAAGCUCCGUGGCUCGAAGAAGACAUCGUCCUAAAAGCGAAAAAACAAAAACAAAAAAAAACCCUUCCCCUCCGCUGAUCCUUUUAUAACGAAAACCCAAAAUAUAUGCCUUCCCUUCUUAGCUUGAUUUGUGUUAACAGUUUCGGUAUAUUGAAAACCCCUUAGGUUUAAGGGGACGACACGUUGGAUGAGCGGGAUCUUUCCUUGUUUUGGCCUUUUUUUUUUUUCUUUCUAUCUGUUCUUUUUUGUUACAGAAAUCUCCCUACUCUUUGGUUGUUGUGGAUUUUAUUUGGCAUGGAUGAGAUGAUUGAUUGUUCAUCGCGGGCAGUUGUGCAUAGCAUGGUUGGACGACUUGCAUGCUGGAUGGUUCUGUAUGUAUACUAUAUUUAUAUAUGACUGGCGACGCAAUGAUUAGCAUAAGCCUGCAA
Messenger RNA from Aspergillus campestris IBT 28561, 4343 nucleotides. RefSeq names its product translation initiation factor 3 subunit CLU1. Lineage: Eukaryota; Fungi; Ascomycota; Eurotiomycetes; Eurotiales; Aspergillaceae. Gene Ontology annotation, molecular function: protein binding; mRNA binding. Gene Ontology annotation, cellular component: cytoplasm. The record is from RefSeq and is a predicted model, not a curated record. Gene Ontology annotation, biological process: intracellular distribution of mitochondria. The coding region runs from base 269 to 3949 and encodes 1226 amino acids. The transcript is spliced from 5 exons.